UAUACGUCGCGGCAGAGGACGGCGACUGCCACGAUAUCGAUCCUAUGCGAUACCGCGUUGUUCUCAGUAGCGCGUCCGCAGGCGUAGCGACGCCGAACGUGGUCGCGGUGUCUCGUUUGCCGGUGUCAGGGCGACGAUCCUGUCCACUUUGCAUGGCCGUUAGUCGGACACGGUAUCGAUCAACGUCCGCCUUUCGACUUCCUCCCCGAACUCGGAAAUUCGCGAGAUAAGAAGCGUUUCGAAGGUUCCACAGGAGUCGGUGUGGCCGAGCGUGUCGUUAGAGGAAUCAGACGAAUCGACGUCUGACUCAUCCGAUUCGAGUGGCGUUAUCGACGGGCGCGGAGACGAGCGCAUGUGUAUCGUAGGAUCUUCGGUGACAAUGUGGGGAAGAGCAAGUAUGGCAGCCGUGAUGGUUCUGGCGUUGGCGUGUGUCUGCACGUUGGAGGCGGUUCGAGGCGAAGGUGGUAUCGAAAUCGGCUCGAGCGACUCGGACGCCGAGAACAUUUUGGAACGCGCGACUGCCUGGCUGUGGAGUCAGCGCGACAAAGAUGCCGGUUGGGGAAACGACACGAAUCAAGUUCUGCUGGUCCUUCGGUUAAGCAAUCUAUCGCGAGAGGACAACGUCGCUCCUGCAGCCCCUCUCGAGCUGCAGCUCAGCAGCAAACAAAUGGAGCUCGAAAUAGUGUUGUUAUUUUGGAGGCAUCGAGAGGUUGGUUUCUGUCCUGUGCGAUUGGCACGCUACACUCUCGCCUUGAACGCCAUGUGCACGGAUCCGAGACAGUUUCACGGUCACGAUUUGAUCGGAACGCUUCAGCAUCACGAACCGCCUACGGAUUACGAGUUUGCUCUCACGACGCUGGCUGCGUGUAACGCGGAAGCUCACGUUCGGAAAAGACAGAUCCGUCGACUGCUGGACAUCGCGAACGCCGCUCAAGAUCACAAUGUCGACACAGUCGCGAUGGUAAUCUUAGCUUUAAAGUGUAUCGUUCAGGAUCACAAACAUCGAAAUCUGCAUCAUUUCGUGCGCAAACCGUCGAUCGGUUUGGCGCAGCAGCAACGACUCGACGGUAGUUUCGGGGAUGUUCGCACAACCGCUUUGGUAAUGCAAGCGCUCGAGGAAGCGGAAAACGAGCCUGCUGAUAACUGGAACAGAUCCGCCGCGUUGUCGUGGUUGAUGAGCCAACAG
This is a messenger RNA of Megachile rotundata (alfalfa leafcutting bee), 1186 nucleotides long. RefSeq lists its product as uncharacterized. Gene Ontology annotation, molecular function: cobalamin binding. The record is from RefSeq and is a predicted model, not a curated record. Gene Ontology annotation, biological process: cobalamin transport. Lineage: Eukaryota; Metazoa; Arthropoda; Insecta; Hymenoptera; Megachilidae.